Coffea eugenioides is the source of this 828-nucleotide messenger RNA. RefSeq lists its product as uncharacterized. Lineage: Eukaryota; Viridiplantae; Streptophyta; Magnoliopsida; Gentianales; Rubiaceae. The transcript has a single exon. Gene Ontology annotation, molecular function: nucleic acid binding. Gene Ontology annotation, biological process: DNA integration. Bases 1 to 828 code for a protein of 275 amino acids. The record is from RefSeq and is a predicted model, not a curated record.
AUGGAAUCCGAAAUUCAAAACGAGAGUGAUAGUGAGGAAGUAUCUGAUUCUUUUCCAAAAGGUCUCGAACAAUAUGAAGAGAAAUCCAAACCGAACCUAGAAGAGACAGAGAUUGUUAACAUUGGCACUGAGACUGAGGUCAAAGAAAUAAAGAUGAGUAUACAUUUGAAUGCACUCACCAUGGAGCAUGACUGCAUAGAUUUUGUCAGAAGAUGUAUCAAAUGUCAAGUGCAUGGCGAUGUUAUACGGGCUCCUCCCACUGAAUUACAUAGCAUGGCUGCCCUAUGGCCCUGCUCAAUGUGGGGUAUGGAUGUAAUUGGUACAAUUGAUCCUCCUGUAUCAAACGGACAUCGAUUCAUAUUGGUAGCAAUUGAGUACUUUACCAAAUGGGUCGAAGCAGAAUCCUUCAAACAUGUGACAAAGAAGGUGGUAGCAAAUUUCUUAAAGGAUCACAUCAUCUGCCGGUUCAGUGUGCCAGAAACAUUGAUUACCGAUAAUGCCAAAAAUCUGAACAAUGACAUGGUGGACGGACUAUGCGAACAGCUCAAAAUCAAACACCGCAAUUCUGCCAUUUAUAGGCCUCAAAUGAACGGGGCUGUGGAGGCCGCAAACAAGAAUUUAAAGAAAAUCAUUCGUAAAAUGACUGAAAAGCACCGUGAUUGGCAUGAAAAGCUUCCUUAUGCACUAAUGCCAUACCGGGCUUCUAUUCGAACUUCAACUGGGGCAACCCCCUACUCGCUCAUAUAUGGAAUGGAAGUUGUGCUACCUGCCGAGGUUGAAAUCCCUUCAUUACGUAUUCUAAUGGAAGCCAAAGUUGGAAGAAGCUGA